UAAAUCCUCAAAGACAGGUGAAGCAUGCGCUAAAAUAGCUGGUAAAUCCUAAACAAGGUGUAGCAUUUCUAACACUGAAAGAAAAGUGUUUCUUUGAUAUCACAGGUUUAAAGAUAACCCGUGACUCAUUUCUACACACAUAAAAAUAAGUCCUUACAAUAUGUAUAUGUAAAUAUACAAGUAUAGUGGGUACUGACUGGAUUGUGUUCUUUUGAAAUUUCUUCAUAACUUGUGUUUUUGUGCCAUCAGCUGAAAAUGGAUCCAAGCAUCCUCAAUUCUGGGCGUACCAUUGAAUCCAUAGGCAUAGAGAAACAGAAACAAAUUGUUGCAAAGCUUAUCCACUUAUCUCCAGAAAAGCAGGAUAACCUAAACAAUUUUAACCUCAGCCUAUGUGAAGAAAAGAUUCAAGAAUUAAUUAACUUAAUUCAAAACCCAAAUGGAAACUUUCUGAUAACAGAUGUACUCUGUGAGCUCACGCUUCUUUAUCAGCUUAAAUCCCAAAUAAAAGCUAAACAGUACUCUGAGUUAGAAGCCAAAUAUCAGAUGAUCUGCCACAGAGUAAGUGCUGCAAACAUUUUAUUGUCAGGAGCUGACAAGAUCAAAGACCCAUGUGGCCAGACUGACCAUGCCUCAGAACAAACAGUGACCCCCCUCCUAGUGGAGCUAUGCAAUAAACAAAGCAAGCAGACUUUGAAUCAGCAGGAGGUCACCCCAGUCAAAAGGAGAACAGUUCCUGAAGCAGAUACAAAGUCUCUAAACUCUGAGUUAACACUAAAUAGAUCUGAAGGUGUUCAAAGUCAAAGUAGUGUCGCAGACAGAGAGAAACAAGUAGAUCACUUGGUAAACUCAAGCAGUUUAAAAUUUUGCAAAGGACAGCCAUGCAAACCAAUCUCUGUCUCACACUCUGCUGACCGAGCAUCAAGUGCCAAAGUUCACAGCUUGAAAAACUCUGAGGAGAACCAGUCUCCCUUGUGUCAUCAAAGGUUUGCUCAAAACCCCCCACCACUUAAUGAGCAGAACCAGCUUCCUGACGGGCCAGGUCCACCGAGUGACCAUAGAAUUCAACAAAUUGAAUUCUUGGCCAAAGACAUUGAUAUUUUUGACCCAGAAAAUCAACACUCCAACAUAGCUGAUUAUCUGCAAGAAGUUGAGCACUGUCUAAAAGACUUGCCAUUUCCUUCUUCACAACUUGAGAAAUGAUGAAGGUUGAACAACAGCAUCAUGAAGGUGUUAGGAAAUUUUGUUUGGAAUGUAUAUAUUUGUGUAUCAGGGUCAGACUUUCCUGCCAGACCUGCUUCAACCAGACGCAAAACCUCUGGAGAAAAUGAACUGUUUUAUGAUAAGAUAGGGUCAGCUUCUGCCAGACCUACAAGAAAUCAUCCAGGGACAAACACUGGAGAAGAUAUGAACCCUAAAUGAACUUUCUUCCUGCCAACAGGAACCUGACUCAUCACCCCUCCAGAUCUCAUGGCUUUAUGGACCUAUUUGUGAUCUGAAAACAAAGAACUGCAUCUUUUAUUUCCAGAUCAAAAGGGGGAUAUGUUGUGCCAUAUGCCAUGAUCAUACUUUUUGGACAUUGGGAAGCAGUGUCCAUAUUUCAUCCU
This is a messenger RNA of Cyprinodon tularosa, 1604 nucleotides long. RefSeq lists its product as uncharacterized. The record is from RefSeq and is a predicted model, not a curated record. Lineage: Eukaryota; Metazoa; Chordata; Actinopteri; Cyprinodontiformes; Cyprinodontidae. The coding region runs from base 256 to 1200 and encodes 314 amino acids. The transcript has 2 exons.